AUGGAAGAGAAAAAACAAGUGGAGUAUUUUGACUUCACACAAGAAAUGCAAGAAGAAGCCGAAAAGAUCAUAGAAGAAGACAAUGGAUCGCUCUCGAAUUUCAUAUACACAAAAUUUGAUAAUCAAGCCAAUAAGAUGUGAGAUGUGUUUUACAAGAACAAUACAGCUAUGCUUAUUUACCAAGAAUAGCCCACUAAGGAGCAUUUUUUGGUUGGCCGGGCAAUAGCUGGCUUGCCAAAUUCGUUGGCAUGCCAUAUUUCUGGCUAACCAAAUUUAAGAACGGCGAACCAAAUUAUGCUCCUUAGUGGGCUAUUCUUGCAAGCAGGUAUAAUUUUUUUAAGGAUAGGCACUAUCUUUUAAAUGAGUUCCCUGAGCUGAAUGGAGAAAUCUUACUAUUAGAAGUUGGAUGUGGGGUAGGAAAUGCUAUUUAUCCAUUAUUAGAAGAUAAUCAAGCUUUGAGAGCUCAGGUAUGCGAUUUCUCAAGAGAAGCAAUAAACUUAUUGAGGCAAAAUCCUUCAUUUAACAGUGAAAGACUCCAAGCAGACGUUUGUGACAUCACAAAGCAACCAGUCCCAUUUACUGAGCCUUCAGAUGCUCUACUAAUUUUAUUCGUUCUCAGUGCAAUAUCUCCCGAGAAACAUAGGCUAGCUAUUGCAAAUGCUACUUCAAACCUCAAACCUGGCGGCUUAGUCAUGUUUCGAGACUAUGGAAGAUAUGAUUUAGCCCAGCUUAGGCUUGCAGGUAAAAGAAACAAAAAACUAAAAGAAAAUUUUUAUUUAAAGCAAGACGGGACGAGAUGCUAUUAUUUUACCACCCAAGAAAUUGAAACUUUAUUUGAAGGCUUCAGAGUGUUAGAAAACGAAUACCAUUACAGAGUCGUAAAAAAUCGCAAAGAGGAUAUCAAAAUGAAUAGGGUUUGGAUUCAGGCUAAAUUAAUUAAACUAUAA
Blepharisma stoltei is the source of this 947-nucleotide messenger RNA. The record is from the annotation of a GenBank genome assembly. NCBI's taxonomy places the organism in Eukaryota, Ciliophora, Heterotrichea, Heterotrichida, Blepharismidae.